Molecule: messenger RNA, 1438 nt
Organism: Loxodonta africana (African savanna elephant)
Lineage: Eukaryota; Metazoa; Chordata; Mammalia; Proboscidea; Elephantidae
Gene: NPPA
Product: natriuretic peptide A
Exons: 3
Coding region: 434-895 (153 amino acids)
Biological process (GO): neuropeptide signaling pathway; receptor guanylyl cyclase signaling pathway; negative regulation of systemic arterial blood pressure
Cellular component (GO): extracellular region; cytoplasm
Molecular function (GO): hormone activity; hormone receptor binding
Source: RefSeq, a predicted model, not a curated record
UGCAUGGGUCCGGUUGCUGAGGAGAAAGAAUCCUAAGGCAUCACUGUGAGAUAACCAAGGACUCUUUUUUGCUCUUCUCACACCUUUGAAGUGGGAGCCUCUUGAAGCCAAUCAGCAAGAAUGUGGCUCUUGUAGCCGAGGGUCUGGGGGGUUGCUGGGGCUGCUAAAGGCAGAGGGGCUGGGACAAGCUCUGCUGGGCUGAUAACUUUAAAAGGGCAUCUUCUGCUGGCUCCUCACUCAGCUGCUUUAUCGCUGCAAGUGACAGAAUGGGGAGGGUUCCAUCCCUCUUGUGCUCUCGGAGAGCUGGGGGGGCUAUAAAAGGAGGCGGCUCAGGGCAGCUGGUAGGCAGAGACGGACGAAGACCACGAGAAGGAACCCAGAGAGGAAGAAGAAGACGCAGCAAGCACCAGACCAGCUCUUGGCCAACGCCAGCAUGGGCUCCUUCUCCACCAUCACUGUGUGCUUCCUCCUCUUCCUGGCAUUUCAACUCCCAGGUCAAAUCAGAGCGAACCCUGUGUACACCUCCGUGUCCAAUGCAGACCUGAUGGAUUUCAAGAAUUUGCUGGACCGUUUGGAGGACAAGAUGCCUUUAGAAGAUGAGGUCGUGCCCCCACAAGUACUAAACGAGCAGAAUGAUGAGGCUGGGGUGGCUGUCAACCCCCUGCCUGAGGUGCCUCCCUGGACCAGGGAGGUCAGCCCAGCUCAGCGAGAUGGGGGUGCUCUUGGGAGGGGCCCCUGGGACUCCUCCGAAAGAUCUGCCCUCCUGAAAAACAAGCUGAGGGCACUACUCACUGCCCCUCGGAGCCUGCGGAGGUCCAGCUGCUUCGGGGGCAGGAUUGACAGGAUUGGAUCCCAGAGUGGCCUCGGCUGCAACAGUUUCCGGUACCGAAGAUAAUGGCCAGGGAAGAAAAGGUGGCCCAGACCCAGGCAGACUCCGAGACCCUCACCCCCUGGGAUCUCUCACUCAACCUUGUCCUAUCCCAUGGCCAUCGAGUUGACGAGCACCGGUUCCAGCAGCAGCUUCUGGUCAACGUUUCUCAUAUUUUAUGCUAACUGUAGAUAAAAUGGGUUAAUUGUGUCUUCCCCCGCCUCUCCUACCCCCAUGCCAUUAACUUUUAGGAUACACCCCACCUGCUACUGAAAGCGGUUUGAAAAUGAAUAAAUGUCAGCACCAUGGACAGAAGCCAAUGGCUUGGGUUGGUGUGAUUUCUUUCGUUUCCAGGGGAAGAGAAUCCAGCCCAAUUUACCUUGUCAAAGGAGCCCUGGUGGUGCUGUGGUUAAGCGUAUGGCUGCUAACUGAAAAGUCAGCAGUUGAUGGUUCAAACCCACCAACUUCUCUGAGGGAGAAAGAUGUGGCAGUCUGCUUCCAUGAAGAUUACAGCCUUGGGAACCUUAUGUGGGCAGUUCUGCUCUGUUCUAUGAGUUGGAAUUGACUUGA